UGCGUUGUAGAUUGUUUUCCCCGUACAGGUCACCGUCUACUCUUUUUCCGGUUAAAAAAGUGAUCACUUCCGCUCAGCUGAGAGACGGAAGACGGACCGCAAUGGCGGCUGAGGUGUACUUACUCUGGCUAUUGCCGUUGCUUCAAUCGCUGGCGGCGUUCGGAGCAGAGUUGUCGUCGGAGGCGUGCAGGGAGCUCGGCUUCUCCAGUAACCUGCUAUGCAGCUCAUGCGAUUUGUUGGGGCAGUUCAGCCUGACGCGGCUCGAGCCAUUCUGCAGGCAGUGCUGCCAGGAGGAGGCUCAGCUCGAGUCCAGGAAGCUCUACCCCGGAGCCAUCCUCGAGGUCUGUGGAUGAAAACUGGGGAGGUUCCCUCAAGUCCAAGCUUUCGUCAGGAGCGACAAGCCAAAGAUGUUCAAGGGCCUUCAGAUUAAGUACGUGCGAGGCUCGGAUCCUGUGCUGAAGCUGCUGGACGAUAACGGGAACAUUGCUGAAGAACUCAGCAUCCUCAAGUGGAACACGGACAGCGUCGAGGAAUUCCUGAGUGAAAAACUCGAGCGCAUUUAACACUUCUGUUCUAAUUACUGCAUUCCUUCCGAACGUCCUCCAUCCCUGACAUUCUUCUGAUCGUCGGAUGAUUCAUCUAAAUUUGUAGUUUGGUUCCUUUUGUUUUUUGUACUGUUUGUGUACAGAGGAUCGUGACGAUGCUGGGUCGGCGGUGUUUGCCGUUUUUCUCCAUACACUAGCGCUUGUGCGGAGCUGCACGUUAGUGAAGGCCUCGCAGGAAACCAGUGUGCGGUGUGUGAGGCCUGAAGUGUGUGCAGUUCUCACAGUGUGUAGCGACGGAGAGAGAUGUGAGCGCUCCAUCUGGUGUUUGAACCGAUCUCUCUGAUCUUUGUUUAAUAAAGUUUUGUUUCCAAACAAUAUAAACAUUUGGAUCUUCAGUUGAUUUUUAAUGAGUUUGAUGUCAUCAGUUGUUAUUUGGCUUUUACUGGAAAUGAAGAGAAAAGUAGCAAAGAAAGAAAUGUUCCAAUCAUAAUCAAUUCAUAAUAAAUUAGUGUUGAAUAAUAUUUAAAAAAGUUUUAAAGAACAAGAAAGUACUGCAAAUAAGCUUGGGAUGCUGAUGUCCGUCUGACGUCAGUUUGCAUUUAUACGAGUUUUUUCCCUUGGGGUUUAUCCCCCUUUUUUUGUCAUAUACAGGAAUAAUCAUAUUACUCAAGCUGUGUAACAUUUUUUGACUUGAUCUGUGUAGCUUUACAUCACUUGAAACAUCAGAACAGGUUGAAACCAGCACUUAUGCUUUUCUUCCUUAUACUGGUUUCAUAUCCAAAUAAAUUCAUACUAAAAAAUGAAAUAUUUUGAGGUUACAGUUUGCUGUUAAUUUCAUUUAUAUAACAAUAAGUAAAUCUUUUAACAUAUUUGUCAGUGAAGUAACUGCUGUGUACUUGUAAUAAAAGUUGACUGCAGUACAUUAUAAAAUCCUUCAACAGCUGUAUAUCAGUGUUUCUGUAUUCAGAUUAAACAUCGGCCUUCUA
Hemibagrus wyckioides is the source of this 1531-nucleotide messenger RNA. It is a transcript of the gene selenof, whose product is annotated as selenoprotein F. Gene Ontology annotation, molecular function: oxidoreductase activity. The transcript has 5 exons. Gene Ontology annotation, cellular component: endoplasmic reticulum lumen. Lineage: Eukaryota; Metazoa; Chordata; Actinopteri; Siluriformes; Bagridae. The record is from RefSeq and is a predicted model, not a curated record.